Molecule: messenger RNA, 4529 nt
Organism: Chelonia mydas (Green sea turtle)
Lineage: Eukaryota; Metazoa; Chordata; Testudines; Cheloniidae
Gene: UCK2
Product: uridine-cytidine kinase 2
Exons: 8
Coding region: 826-1611 (261 amino acids)
Cellular component (GO): cytoplasm; cytosol
Molecular function (GO): kinase activity; ATP binding
Source: RefSeq, a predicted model, not a curated record
GCGGGGCGCGGCGCAGGUGAGGCGAGCAGCCUGCCCAUAGUGGCGGUAAACUCGCCUCGCGCCGGCGCCCCGUCGCUCAGCCCCUCAAGCUGGAAGCAGCCGCCCCGGGUGCCCCGGCUGGGCCCUGCCGCUCCCGCGCCUUCCCCUCGCGGGGCACUUUCUGCAGCCCGUGGGUCAGAGGGCGCCGGGCCCCAGCGUGCCUAGCGCCAGGCUGGUCUGAGUGCCCGGCCGGGCCGCGGCCUCCCCCUCAGCCCAUGGGAUCGCGGAGCCGGGCCCAGCUCGCAGCGAGCCCCGCUUGGCGCCCGCGACGUGUUAUCAGCGCCAGGCCCUGGCGAGUGUCGAGCUCCCCCUGUGCCCCCCGGCCCGGCGGAGUCUGAUGGGAAGAGGGGCUCUGCUGUAGCUAAGCCCCGGGCCUCCCCAGAGCCUUGUCCUCCUGGAGGAGCCCGGGCCGCGAGCGCUGCUCAGCGUCCCGUGCUGAUGCCAUUGUUGGCGGGAGGGUGCUUCCCGGGACCCGCCCCGCCGGCAGGCAGCGCGGAGAGCUCCCGGACUGUCACAGGAGAGCCCAGUGCUGCCUUAGCAGCUGGAGGAGGCAGUGAGCGGAAGGCGGAUGGAUGCUGGGUCUGUGCGGCCCUGAGCCCCAGCCAGUUUGCAAACCCAAGCAUCAGCCCGGGCGGCGGGAGCAUGUGCAGCUGUAGCAGGCACCUGGCAGGGAGCCGCACGCUGGGGAUGUGAACCAGGCGGGGAGGAAGGCCUUUCCUUGACUCAUCAGAUAAAUCCAGCCCCCCAAGGCGACUGGUGAGCCAGAGACUGAGCGGCGGCAGCAGCAUGGCAGGGGACAGCGAGCAGAGCCUGCAGGAGCACGAGCAGCCCGGCGGCGAAGAGCCCUUCCUGAUCGGGGUUAGCGGCGGCACAGCCAGCGGCAAGUCCUCAGUCUGUGCCAGAAUCGUCCAGCUACUGGGCCAGAACGAGGUGGAUUAUCGCCAGAAGCAGGUGGUGAUACUGAGCCAAGACAGCUUCUAUCGGGUCCUUACCUCUGAGCAGAAGUCCAAGGCACUCAAGGGCCAGUUCAACUUUGACCACCCAGAUGCCUUUGACAACGAGCUCAUCGUCAAAACGCUCAAAGAGAUCAUGGAAGGGAAGACAGUCCAGAUUCCUGUCUAUGACUUUGUUUCCCAUUCCAGGAAGGAGGAGACAGUGACUGUGUACCCAGCUGAUGUGGUCCUCUUUGAGGGCAUCCUGGCCUUCUACACCCAGGAGGUCCGGGACCUCUUCCGGAUGAAGCUAUUUGUGGACACUGAUGCAGACACCCGGCUGUCCCGCAGAGUGUUACGGGACAUCAGCGAGCGAGGCCGGGACCUUGAGCAGAUCUUGUCUCAGUACAUUACCUUCGUCAAACCAGCCUUUGAGGAAUUCUGCUUGCCAACCAAGAAGUAUGCUGACGUGAUCAUCCCCAGGGGGGCAGAUAAUGAAGUGGCCAUAAACCUGAUCGUGCAGCACAUCCAGGACAUUCUGAACGGAGGACACAGUAAACGCCAGAUCAACAGCUGCCUGAACGGCUACACCACUCCAUGCCAGAGGCAGCCUUCUGAGUCAAGUAGCCGGCCACACUGACCCCAGGCCUUGGGGUGAGGUUGGGGGUGGAUGGUGGUUGGGCUCUGCUGCAGCUGAUUUGUCCGUACUGUGUCCAGUCACCCCUCCUCCCCCGCCCCCAGCCUCCCGAUAUUUAAGUAACUAGAUGGAGACACAUGCCUUUAAUUUUGUAUCUUGGAAAUGAGAGAGGAGCAUCUGGAUACCCAUAAUCUCAGAUGCCGCUGGGGAUGCCUACCGCUGGCUUCGCUCAGUAACCACUCCGGCACGGAACUGGCUAUCAAUACAGAAUUGCUCUAUUUUUGUGUAAAAAGAACAAUGUAAAACUACUUGCCAUAAGGUAUUUGCCAGGCUUGGUAUUGCUGAGGGCAGCUGGGACAAGGGAGCGGGGCGGGGAGAGAAGCACAUGGGUGCUGCUGGUGUGGGGAACUGGUAAGUGUGGGAGGGGGAAACUGUACCAAAGGCUUCAAACUAGGUGACCAAGCGGCCUAGGAACCAGAAGCAGCCACCCCAUGGCUGGGGCGCGUGCGUGGCAGGCUCGGUGUGGCGCAUACUGUGAUGUUUUUGCUCUUGGCCUGCGUGGCUGUGUGUGGCCACACAGCUGCUGUGCCUAUUCUGCAGGAGGGUGCUGGGUUUGGUUGGCAGGGAGGGGUGGAGUAGGGGAGAACAAUGGCUGAAACCUCUGCUGCCCUUUCCUACUCUGCUUUCCCUCCCCUAUCCCUGCAAGCUGCCUGCCUUGCCCAGGCUCCCCAGCGCUCCUGCCUGAGUCACUCAGCACUGCCCCUCCCGCAGCUGACUUCCUGCUGGCUGUGGUUUUGGGGCUGGAGUGAUUCAUCCCACAAAGAACUGGCUGGGGGGUGGGGAGGGGGUGGAUUUUGAAGGGAUGAAAUUCUGGGCUUGACUAUUAACAGCCACUGGCCCAUCUGAUUCUUCCCACACAUCUGGGUGUCAAGAGCACCUCGCCCCUGUCUGGCUACAAGUGACUGGGGGCUAUCCCCAGCUGCCUGGAGUUUGUUAGUGGGGGAGGCCUGGGGCCAUGGGUGGGGCAAUAUGAUAGAUGUCAGUGUGCUCUAGCACCACCCCUUGGCCAGCUGCUGAAAUAGCAAGAGCGCCAGGCGAGAGCUCGGCGGUGCCUGUUUAGUGUGUGGGGUUGGGGGUGGGAGGGAAACGUGCUUGCUGUCUGAAGGGGGCCUUGCUCCUCUGCGAGUGGGGUUUGAGCUGAAGCUCUGCUUACAGCAUCUCUGAAGCUGCUCCCCAGAGCAGCCCCUCCCAGAAAGCCCUGCAGCGUAAUGCUAUGCCAGGGCACUGCAGCGUUGGCACGGGGGGGGGCGUGGCCUGUGAAGAGCCUAGUGCUGCUGGCACUCUGGGGCCACCCAAGAGCAAGCCUCUCUGAGACUGGAACCUCUGCCCCUAGAGAAGCCCGGCCCCAUGCCCAAGUUCUACUUGAAGCUACCAGGGCAAACCACUGAGUGCCUUGGCUGGGAUUUGGGCCAGAGGAUCAGACUGUCUCCAUGCUCUCCAGACUGCUACCUGCUUUCUUUGCCAGCUGGUGGGAUCUUCUCCCCGCUGGUGCUGGGCAAAGCAACGUCUUUUUUCAGGAUCCUUGAAUUAGCAUUGGGCUUGCUGUUCGCUCAGAGCCCCCUGGGCACGUGCCCCCUCUAUCCCCAUUACUAGAGAAGCAAAGGGCUGAGCAGUCACUGCUAUUGGGAGUAUGGUAGAGGGCAGGUCUAGAGGGGCCAUCCUGACUGGGCUGGGGUGUUAGCCCCCCAAAUUACUUCAGAAUUGGCUUGGUUGAGGAUCUGAGCUGGAUUGGACCUGGAGCAAGUUCUCUGCUCCUCUAGAAGGUGCUAAACCCACAUGUGCCUGUGUUCAGGCCCCAGCCUGCCAGUAUUGCCUUGGGAGACAGUAUCCAGAAGCACUUGCUCUUUUCCCAGAGCUCUGCAGAGACCAAAGCCAUGACAGUUCAUUCCCAGGGGCAGGUGGCCGUGCAGGCUGAGUGUGACUGUGCCAUGAUGUGGUACAGACUAUGGGACUUCAUCAAUUUAGUGCCACUGCCCAGUGCUGCAGCUGUCAGGCACAGCUGUGCUUGAGGGGCUGUCACUGCAGUGAUAAGGACCCCCCAAGAGCCCCCAUGGGGGGGAGGGAUGGUUCUUGAUGGGGAAGGAGCAGCACUGGAAAGGGUCUCUUAAGAACUGAGGAAUCCCGCAGUGCUAACCUUCUCAUGUCCCAUUGAGCUCUGUGCUGUGGCUUCUGCCCUCAAGCCUGCUGGUGCUUUGCUCUCCUUUUCCCUAAGCAGCUCCCUGCGUGGGACCGGGUGGCUUCCUAGGGGGCUCACUGUCUGCUUUAUGAGCUGUGUUCAGAACCAGGCUCCUGUGCUUUGGGGUGAGCCUUCAAACCUCAGGCUUAUUCUUGCCCCUCUGUGGCCAUCUGGAGUCCUGCGAGGCUGCUGCCUGGUCCUGUUCUUGGGCUAACUAAUAAGGAAUAACCUAGAGGCCUGGCUUCUUAGAGAAAAGAGUUGCUUAUUCACCUUCUGCUGGCUCUUCCCUCCCUUCCAACUGAACAGGGAUGAAAGAAGUAGCAGUGUGUGUUAGGCUCUCUGAGACCCCAAGGGGAUAAAGAAGGGAAUAGAUGCCCCAAGUCAGCACUGCCAGGGGCAAAACCAUUCCCUCUCCUAUGGUGGGAUGCGGAAGCCCUUCUCCCCUCCACCCUGUCCAGAAACCCCCCAACCAACUCCUGAGGCAUGGCAAUCUCCCUACUCCUGAGACCCAGUGACGCCUGGGUUGCCCCAGGAGGGCCAGAGGCCAGCCCUUAGGUGACAAGUGGCUGGAGCCCUACAGAGGGGGAGAGGUUUCCAGGGGCUGGAGGCUCCACCUGAGUGGGGUGGCUUUCAAGACUGAUGUACUGUUCUGCCCUUCCCUGUAAAUAAAGAUGAAAUAACUGGA